AUGGCUCCUUUGGCUCCUUUGGUUGCUUCCGCAACGGCCGCUUCGACUAGGGUUGAGAGGCCGAGCAUCCCCACCACGCCUCUGACUCUCCCCAACCUGCUGCUCAUGAGUCCUGGCCCAUCAUCUCCCCAUCCACGUGUCCUCGCUGCUGCUGGUUCGCCCCUUGUCGGCCAUAUGCACCCCUCGCUGCUCGGUGCCGUGGACGACGUGCGCGAGUGGCUCAAGUACGUCUUUCAGACGCGCAACCGCUUCACGCUCGGCGUCAGCGGCUCGGGACACGCCGCCAUGGAAUCUGCAGUGAACGCCGUUGUGGCACCUGGGGACGUCGUGCUGGUCGCGGUCAACGGCAUGUGGGGCGAGCGAAUGGCGCUGCUCGCGCGGCGACACGGCGGCGACGUGCGAACGAUCCAGGCGCCACUGGGGGAGGUGUUUUCCCUCUCCGACUUCGCGCACGCUCUCGAGGAGAACCCGGGAGUCUCGGCGGUGUUUGUGGUGCACGGCGAGUCGAGCACAGGGACGCUGCAGCCGCUGGAAGGAUUGGGGGAACUCUGCCACAAGCACGGUGCGCUCCUGGUGGUGGAUGCGAUUUGCACGGCGGGAGGAGUGCCUGUUCUGAUGGACGAAUGGGAUAUCGAUGUGUGUUACAGCGGGUCUCAAAAGUGUCUGUCGUCGCUCGUAUCGCCGUCGCCGUUCUCCAUGAAUGAGCGUGCAAGACAGAAGCUCAAGAGCAAGGCGCACCAGAUCCAAACAUACUACUUCGAUAUGAACGUGGCUGGGGCUUUCUGGGGCGUGGAUGGCAAACCGCAUGUGUACCAUCAUACAUCUCUCGGAAGCAACAUCAUGGCCAUCAGGGAGACGCUAGCUUUGGUGGUGGACGAGGGGCUAGAGAGCGUGUGGCAUCGCCACCGCUCCCUGGCUGAUAAGCUCUGUGCUGGAAUUGAGGAGCUUGGGCUAGAGCUGUUCGUGAAGGACCCUUCCGUCCGCCUGCCCACCGUGACAACCAUCAAGGUGCCAGAGGGGGUGCAGUGGGCGCAAGUGACGGCUUACCUCAUGGAAAAAUACAACCUCGAGAUUGCCGGGGGUCUGGGGCCGACUGUUGGCAUGUGGGCACAGGUGGUGGCUUUCCUCAUGGAGAAAUACAACCUCGAGAUUGCCAGAGGGCUGGGGCCGACUGUUGGCAUGGGCGUGCAGUGGGCGCAGGUGACGGCUUACCUGAUGGAGAAAUACCAACUCGAGAUUGCAGGAGGGCUGGGGCCCACCGUUGGCAUGUGGGCGCAGGUGACGGCUCUCCUCAUGGAGAAAUACCACCUCGAGAUUGCAGGAGGGCUGGGGCCCACCGUUGGCAUGGUGUGGCGCAUUGGCAUCAUGGGCAAAAGGUGUGGCGCAUUGGCAUAA
Molecule: messenger RNA, 1395 nt
Organism: Closterium sp. Naga37s-1
Lineage: Eukaryota; Viridiplantae; Streptophyta; Zygnematophyceae; Desmidiales; Closteriaceae
Source: the annotation of a GenBank genome assembly